Crotalus tigris (Tiger rattlesnake) is the source of this 4889-nucleotide messenger RNA. RefSeq names its product oxysterol binding protein like 11 (gene OSBPL11). Gene Ontology annotation, cellular component: intracellular membrane-bounded organelle; membrane; cytosol. Gene Ontology annotation, molecular function: sterol binding. The transcript has 14 exons. The record is from RefSeq and is a predicted model, not a curated record. Bases 865 to 3237 code for a protein of 790 amino acids. NCBI's taxonomy places the organism in Eukaryota, Metazoa, Chordata, Lepidosauria, Squamata, Viperidae.
CACAGAGAGAGAGAAAACGGGGUGCCUAUUUUCUUGCUCGCGCUUGCUUCUUUCGUCCGGAGCAAUCGCUGACUCUGCCCUUAACAAACAUGGCGGCGUCGGCACCACUUCCUUUUCUCAAGCGGACGAGGCAGUGGGGUGGGGAUAAGGCUAACCCGGAAGGGGUGGCGAUCUGGUGCUUGCUGUGCAGCUGCUUCUGCUGCUGGGUCGGGGAGAGGCAGCUUGGCCGAGCCGGGCGCGCUCUCCCUCCUGGGUGGAUUUCUCGGGUGGGCGUGAAGAACUGGCUUCCUUGCCGUGCUGAGGGGCUGGGCUGUGGAGGGAAGAAGAAGGCGGAGCUGGUGUCUGAGAGCGAGAGCAGCUCCCGGCCGCCUCUGGGUUAGUAGGGUGGAGAAGGACGGGAAAGCCGCCUUGAGCCUCCCCCCUCUCGGUCUCCUUGCGCCGGAGCAUCCUUCUCUGGGCAGGGUCGAAGAAGAGCCGCCGCCCCGACUUCCUCCCGAGGAGACCGGCGCGAAGCCCUUCGCCUCCCCAAGCACUUGUUUACACGUCCCGGAGAGCUCGGGCGAGCCUGGCUACGCCUCCGCCUCCGGCCGCCUUCCUCGCCGGCGUCGCUGUGAGCGAACUCUCCCCUCCCGCCAUUGAGAAAAAAACACGUUUUUGUCUUCUGCCCGGCGCUCUCUGGCGUCUCGGCUCCGACUUGCCCUUGAGGAAAAGUUUCCUUCCAGGCUACUGCUGAGGAUUGUCCCUUUGUGAAAGGGGGUUGAUGACAUUUGUGUUGCCUUUUGGCCUGCCCGGCUGUGGCACUCGUGCAGCCCUGACUUGCCACCUCCCACCCCGGUGGGCGGGGGUGGUUUCGUUUCUCCGGCCAUGCAAAGUGGGGAGCCCAUGCCGGCAGCUACGGUUACCGCGAUGAAAGUGUCGGAGAGCGAAGGCAAGCUUGAGAUCUUGCUCCCAGCCCAAAACUGCUCCAGCAAGUCUAGCAGCAGCAGCAGCAGCGGUGGGCUUAACAGCAGCCGAGGAGGAAGCAGUAGCAAAGUGUGGCAAUACAGGAAUGAAAGCCAGCUGGAUGACCUGGUCUACUCACUCUCUCUGGACCCAACACAACUCAUAAGUGAUCACAUGGAAAACAUUUCUGGCUAUUUAAUGAAAUAUACAAAUCUUGUAACAGGCUGGCAGUACCGGUAUUUUGUCUUAAACAAUGAAGCUGGUCUCCUAGAGUAUUUUGUGAAUGAACAGUCCAGAAACCAGAAACCUAGAGGUACCUUGCAGCUGGCUGGAGCUGUGAUAUCCCCUAGUGAUGAAGAUUCUCAUACCUUUACAGUGAAUGCUGCAAGCGGAGAACAGUAUAAACUGAGAGCUACAGAUGCAAAAGAAAGACAGCAUUGGGUCAGCAGGCUUCAGAUAUGCACACAACACCACACUGAAGCAAUUGGAAAGGUACUGUCUGUAACAAACACUAACAAUCCUCCUCUGAAAUCUCGCAGCUUCUCUCUGGCAUCUCAAGGAAGUGGCUCUCCUGGUAUGCAGAGAAGACCCAGCCAAAACGCAGCUUCCUUUUUCAGUGUUGGCCAUCACAAGUUGUCAGCUGGGAAGAGAAUUCCCAUUCUGCAGCCAGAUCACUUAAUCGAUGUACGAGAGAAGAUGUCUCAAGCUGAAGGACAGCAGAGAGAUUUGGUAAGAAGUAUUGAAUGCCUUCCUGCCUCCGGUCAUCUUUCCUCCUUAGACCAAGACCUACUGAUGCUCAAGGCAACCUCGAUGGCAACAAUGAAUUGUUUAAAUGAUUGUUUUCACAUUCUCCAGCUGCAGCAUGCAUCACAACAAAAGGGAUCCUUAUCUACUGCAACAACAAUCAGCUGGUUGGAACCAAAGAUUUCUUUGCCAAAUCACUUCAAAAAUGGAGCUGAUCAGGAUUUCCCUGCAGAUCAAACGAAGCCAGCAUCAGUCAGACAGGAACAGUCCAGUUCUGAAUCUGGUCAACUAAUUAUGAAUUUAUCCCAGGAACCAGAGGAAAUAAAUCCAGAAGAUGAGUUAGAAGACACAUGUGAGAAUAAAGAGGAUGACCUUGGAGCUGUGGAAGAACAGCGCAGUGUUAUCUUGCACCUUCUUUCUCAACUCAAACUUGGCAUGGACUUAACAAGAGUGGUUCUUCCCACUUUUAUUUUAGAGAAGCGCUCUUUAUUGGAAAUGUAUGCCGAUUUCUUGUCCCAUCCAGAUCUGUUCAUUUCCAUUUCCAAUGGCACAAGUCCCGAGGAGAGGAUGAUCCGUUUUGUUGAGUAUUAUCUCACUUCCUUUCACGAAGGACGCAAAGGGGCAAUUGCCAAAAAACCGUACAAUCCAAUCAUCGGAGAAACCUUUCACUGUUCGUGGAAGACAAUGAAGAGCGAUGUACUGAACGGCACUAAUAGUAACUCUUCCUCUCAUUCUGCCUCUGAGCAAGUGCCUGUUUCAGAUGAGAGCCAGGCUCAAGAAGAGUCCGACUCGUACACUGUCCGAUUCGUUGCAGAACAAGUGUCUCAUCAUCCUCCAGUCUCAGGGUUCUAUGCUGAAUGUGUGGAGAGAAAGAUGUGUGUUAACGCCCAUGUUUGGACAAAAAGUAAAUUCCUAGGCAUGUCAAUAGGAGUCACCAUGGUUGGUGAAGGUACUUUGAGUCUUCUGGAACGUGGAGAGGAAUACACAUUCUCCUUGCCUUGUGCAUAUGCUCGAUCAAUUUUGACAGUCCCCUGGGUAGAACUGGGAGGGAAAGUCAGUGUUAAUUGUGCAAAAACUGGAUAUUCUGCAAGUAUUACGUUUCAUACCAAGCCUUUCUAUGGUGGCAAACUUCACCGGGUCACGGGUGAGGUGAAGCAGAAUGCUACUAACACAGUGGUUUGUAAAGUACAAGGUGAAUGGAAUAGUAUCCUUGAGUUCACUUAUAGUAACGGAGAAACUAAAUGUAUGGAUUUGUCAAAGUUGUCUGUGACACGGAAAAGGGUGCGGCCCAUAGAGAAGCAAGGGCCAUUCGAAUCCAGGAAACUCUGGCAACACGUGACAGAGUCCUUGAGGCAAGGGGACAUUGAAAAGGCCACAGAGCAUAAGAAAGUCCUUGAAGAACAACAGAGAAAUGAGGAGAGGCUCCGGAUGGAGACAGGCACCCCAUGGCAGACAAAAUAUUUCGUUCAGGAUGGAGAUGGCUGGGUUUAUUAUAACCCUCUCUGGAAAAAGAUGCCUGCAGUACAAAAUCAUGAAGUGGACACUAACUAGAUGCAUUUCUUCAUAAUAAUAAUUCUUCUCUUUUGUCUAAUCUGUACAACUUCCAAAAUGCUGUACCUUGACUAUGAGUCCUUUUGGAUUUUUAUACAAUUGCACAAAAAUUAAAUAAGCAGAAAAAAGAAUAAAACUUCUAGGGCACUUUAAAGUUGUAGAAAAUCAAAAGGUAGGUGAAAGGACAUUUCCGGCUAUGUUUCUACUCCCUCAUUUAAAAACCCUACAACCUUAUUUGGCACACAACAUUUUAUUUGGACAUUGUCUUUUUAAGCACACUCUGCAAAAGCUGCCUAAGAUUUCUUUUUUGAAUAAAACAAAACAAACCAACUUAGCUGCAGAGGCAUUGAGAAUUGGCUAGGCUACUUUGCUCCAAUGGAUAUACAUCCGGAAUAAAACCCAAACAGUGUUUUUAAAAUCGGGGGUUCAGUUUGCACCCAUUUCUGAACUACUUUAGUGCUCCUGUAAAGAGAAGCCACCUUUUUGCUGCUUCGAAUUACCUUUGCUGAAAAUCAUGAAGAGGAGAACUUUUCAUAGAUCUAACCUUGGAAUCAGUGUUAUGAGAUGCCUGGAUGAGAACUUGAUACUACUUUUUUAAAGCUGUUUCUUGGAGGCAGUGCGUGCAUAGUUGUGGAAUAAUGGGGGAUUCAUGUAAGCUACAACAUAUUUAAAACAUUGUAGUGUAGAUUAGAAUUGAUUAAGGGGUGUUUUUUUCCUCCUGUCUGUAAAAAAAAAAAAGACGUGGAAGAGAAAGAUGGGGCAGAGGGUAAAAUUCAGACCAAUUUCCAUUAUUUUUCCAGCCUCAUUUCUUUAGUGAGGUGUUUGUAAUUGUUUCACACUGUAAAUACCAUGAAAAUAUUUAGUCUCCUCAUAAAAGAAGAUUGAGACUUGAAUUAUGCAACUUUUUUUUUUUAAAUAAAAGGUUACUUCCUUUAUCUCUCUGCCCCCCUCUCUCUCCUUGCAUCUGCAAAACAGAGUUAAUGUUCUGAGCUGUCCGGGCGAGUAAUUUCAUUUCUCUGUUCAAAGUCAAGCAUUUGUAUGUGCCCAUCAAGUAGAAGGACUGUACCUUUAAUUUUUCUAUAGUACCUGAAAAGGCUUGCUUUUUUUGCUAUGGGGGUGCAUACAAAACCAAAUGCAAUCUGAUACCAGGAACCCAUGGUCAGGUAAAUGUACCCCUUGUCUUUUAUAUUACCAAUAUUUUAUUGAAGUCCAAGAAUUGCUGGCAAUUAAGAAUAGUACUGAUUUAUGGCUUUCAUUCUUAUUACUAUGAGCUACCUUAAUUUUUCUAAGAGUUGUGCCUUAUUCUAUUUCUUAUGAUGUAGUCUUCCAAUCAGUGUAUAUACCAUAGUCAACAAAAAACAGCCCCUCCCUUCCAUCAUGAAAAUGUAUGUGUAUGUGUGUUUGUCAAGUGUUUUUAUUUUUCUUCCAUACACAGGGACAUAUUAGUAUAUUUAACUACCCACGUGUGGUUUAAUAACCACACUUACGUUUCACAAAGGCUAAAAAGAACUCAGAGGAAUGAGCUGCAUAUAGGUUGAUAUUCCCUUGUAUUUCUUUUUCUUUUUAUUGUGAAAUGCAUUGAAACCUUACUGUGAGUUGUGUAUGAUACCAUGUGUGAUUAAUGGGGAGGGACGGAAAUAAAAUGAUCAAAA